AUGUACAGCAUGAUGAUGGAGACCGACCUGCACUCGCCCGGCGGCGCCCAGGCCCCCACGAACCUGUCGGGCCCGGCCGGGGCGGGAGGGGGCGGCGGGGGCGGAGGUGGCGGGGGCGCCAAGGCCAACCAGGACCGGGUCAAGCGGCCCAUGAACGCCUUCAUGGUGUGGUCCCGCGGACAGCGGCGCAAGAUGGCCCAGGAGAACCCGAAGAUGCACAACUCGGAGAUCAGCAAGCGCCUGGGUGCCGAGUGGAAGGUCAUGUCCGAGGCCGAGAAGCGGCCGUUCAUCGACGAGGCCAAGCGACUGCGCGCCCUGCACAUGAAGGAGCACCCGGAUUACAAGUACCGGCCGCGCCGCAAGACCAAGACGCUGCUCAAGAAGGACAAGUACUCGCUGGCCGGCGGGCUGCUGGCGGCCGGCGCGGGCGGCGGCGGUGCGGCCGUGGCCAUGGGCGUGGGUGUGGGCGCCGCGGCCGUGGGCCAGCGCCUCGAGAGCCCGGGCGGCGCGGCGGGCGGCGGCUACGCGCACGUCAACGGCUGGGCCAACGGCGCCUACCCCGGCUCGGUGGCGGCGGCGGCGGCCGCCGCAGCCAUGAUGCAGGAGGCGCAGCUGGCCUACGGGCAGCACCCCGGCGCGGGCGGCGCGCACCCGCACGCGCACCCAGCGCACCCGCACCCGCACCACCCGCACGCGCACCCGCACAACCCGCAGCCCAUGCACCGCUACGACAUGGGCGCGCUGCAGUACAGCCCCAUCUCCAACUCCCAGGGCUACAUGAGCGCCUCGCCCUCGGGCUACGGCGGCCUCCCCUACGGCGCCGCGGCCGCCGCCGCCGCCGCCGCGGGCGGCGCGCACCAGAACUCGGCCGUGGCGGCGGCGGCGGCAGCGGCGGCCGCGUCGUCCGGCGCCCUGGGCGCGCUCGGCUCGCUGGUCAAGUCGGAGCCGAGUGGCAGCCCGCCGGCCCCGGCGCACUCGCGGGCGCCGUGCCCCGGGGACCUGCGCGAGAUGAUCAGCAUGUACUUGCCGGCUGGCGAGGGCGGCGACCCGGCGGCGGCGGCCGCCGCCGCGGCGCAGAGCCGGCUGCACUCGCUACCGCAGCACUACCAGGGCGCGGGCGCCGGCGUCAACGGCACGGUGCCCCUGACGCACAUCUAG
This is a messenger RNA of Phacochoerus africanus (Common warthog), 1158 nucleotides long. It is a transcript of the gene SOX1, whose product is annotated as SRY-box transcription factor 1. NCBI's taxonomy places the organism in Eukaryota, Metazoa, Chordata, Mammalia, Artiodactyla, Suidae. Bases 1 to 1158 code for a protein of 385 amino acids. The transcript has a single exon. Gene Ontology annotation, molecular function: RNA polymerase II cis-regulatory region sequence-specific DNA binding; DNA-binding transcription factor activity, RNA polymerase II-specific. The record is from RefSeq and is a predicted model, not a curated record. Gene Ontology annotation, biological process: regulation of DNA-templated transcription; anatomical structure morphogenesis; cell differentiation.